Molecule: messenger RNA, 2116 nt
Organism: Linum trigynum
Lineage: Eukaryota; Viridiplantae; Streptophyta; Magnoliopsida; Malpighiales; Linaceae
Source: the annotation of a GenBank genome assembly
CUAACUAAUACAUUCAUAAAGAAAAGAUAAUAUAUUUGGAGCUAUACACCCAAAGUAUCCACCUUCUGAUCCAUAAUGUCUUCUGCAACAAAUUCUGAAGAGAACCCAGUUCCCAGAACCUCUCCACCUUCUUCUGCAACUCCAAUUCCCAGCUCAAUAUGGCCAGCAGACCUUGUGGGCAGCGUUAUUUGGGAGCUGAAGACACAAAGGCCAAUAGUUCUCCCUUUACUAGCCAUGAACCUGACUUGGUUUGCCAAAACAGCCAUCACAACAGCAUUCCUAGGCAGGCUUGGAGAGCUUCAGCUAGCAGGCGGGGCACUCGGCCUAACAUUUGGCAACGUCACGGGCUUCUCAGUCCUAAACGGUCUCUGUGGUGCCAUGGAGCCUAUCUGUGGCCAGGCCAAUGGUGCCAGGAAUUUCAAGCUUCUUCAGAAGACACUAAUCAUGGCAAUCCUCUUGUUGUUGGUAACCACAAUCCCCAUAGCUUUCUUGUGGCUUAACGUCGACAAGAUCCUCAUCCAUUUUGGGCAACAGGAAGACAUCUCGGUAGUUGCCAAACAUUAUCUGUUCUAUCUUCUCCCUGACUUGUUGAUCAUCUCUUUCCUCUGUCCUCUCAAGGCCUACUUGAGCUCACAAUGCGUCACUAUCCCCAUCAUGCUCACCUCGGGUUUAGCCCUCGCGUUCCACAUUCCAAUCAACAUCGUGCUCUCCAGGACCAUGGGAAUGAAAGGAGUCUCCAUGGCAACUUGGAUAACUGAUCUUCUAGUUGUGACCUUGCUCGGGUUAUACGUGUGGGUGAGUGAGAACAGAAAGGGAGUAAAGUGGAAGGAGGGGGGUUGGCUUGAUCAGGAUCUCGACGACUGGCUCAGGCUGCUGAAGCUAAGCGGACCAUGCUGCCUCAGCACCUGCCUUGAAUGGUGGUGCUGGGAGAUUCUUGUGCUGCUUACAGGCCACCUGCCAAAUGCGAAACAGGCAGUAGGCGUGUUGGUCAUCGUCAUGAACUUUGAUUACUUGCUCUUCUCAGUGAUGCUAUCUGUAGCAACUUGUGCUUCAUGUCGGGUCUCAAAUGAGCUUGGAGCAGAGCGGCCCACAGUUGCUUCGAGAUCGGCAUUCGUGUCGAUGGGUUUAGGCGUGGUUCUUGGGCUGGUUGGGAGCUCAUUGAUGGUGGCGGCUCGAGGGAAGUGGGGUGCUUUGUUCAGUAGUGAUGUAGAGAUCAUAAGAGGUGUGAAGAAGACCAUGUUGUUUAUGGCUGUUCUAGAGAUUGUGAAUUUCCCUUUGGCUGCUUGUGGGGGCAUUGUGAGAGGAACGGCUAGGCCUUGGUUGGCGUUGUAUGCAAAUGUUGGUGGGUUUUAUCUUGUGGCUCUGCCUCUUGGAGUGCUUUUGGCGUUUAAAGCGGGGUUUGGACUAAGUGGGUUGUUGCUAGGAUUCUUGGCUGGGUUGACUGCCUGCUUGAUGCUGUUGCUGACCUUCAUUGGUAGGCUUGAAUGGGAAACUGAAGCUGUUAAGGCACAAAAGCUCGCCUGCCAGCCGAGUGAUACUGGGGAAGGAGAUGAUCGCCAGAUGAGAGAUCAGACAGUUCAAGUAUGAGAGAGUUAAGAUUAGUUUAGACUCUUUCAAUCACUAGAAAUGCUGUCAUGAAAGUGAAAUCCAGUAUUUAUUAGGAUCUUACAACAUUCAUGCGAUAAUGAAAGGAAAAUUGAGAUCAUGCUUUAACUUAUAUCUUCUUGAUGAGCAAGAAUUGAAUGAUGUUUAUGAAUUCAAUCAUGAGAAAGAAUUAAUGAUACAUGAGCUGUUCCAUUCCUGAUUAUGAAGAGUACAACAAUGACAGGAUGAUAGAUUUUGCUGUCAACCCUCUAAAAAUCCAGGUCCAGCGCUUUUAGAAUCCAGCUCUUUCGCUUUCUCGUCAUUGAAACCCAGUGUAGCCAAGAUCUUGUGGCCCGGGGAAUCAGUUUCUGACCAAAUGCCGAGUAGCACAUCACUCGUAGUUAUUUCCCCACUGACGCCUGUAAAUUCGAAGCCCAUUACACAGUUAGCAUGUUACUUCUGCUCACUCACCGGAUAACUGGAAAUAUCCUCAUAGCAGACUAAAUUCUUAAAAUGAAAGUGCUGAUACGGU